AUGGUGUCCGCGAGUGCAGCGCCGCGAGCCAGGAGAGCAAGCAAACCGAAGGUGAAGACGGGAUGCAACAACUGCAAGAACCGAAGAGUGAAAUGCGACGAGAAGAGACCGUUUUGUACAAAAUGCGUCAGGUCGGGCAGGCAAUGCGAGGGGUAUCCUGCGUACAGGAGAACGGGUGAGGCUGCUAUCCCUAUCGCUCCGCGACCUCGAGAGCAUAGCAGCAGUUCAAUCUCCUUGUCUUCCCAAUCGUCGCGGGCUUCACCACCAUCGAGAACGCCGCCAUCAAUCGCCUCAUCGUCGACAGCUCCAUCAUCCAUAGCCUCAUCAUCACCUCCAUCCACCACCGACGGGGACGUCGUGCGCGCCUUCCAACGAGCUCGACCCAUCGCUUCUACACACGUCAUUCCCAAACCUUCCCAGCCCGCGUACCUCUCUCCCACAUCAUAUAGACCUGGAGGGUAUGCAUUCGGUGAAAGGGAGGGCCAGUACUUCCAAAUCUUUCGUACACAUACGGCCAGCGAGCUUUCCGGGUUCUUCGACUCCGAAUUCUGGACACGCAGCGUCCUCCAAGAGAGCCAUUCAGAAGCUUCCAUAAGGCAUGCAGUAGUCGCGUUGGGAGCUUUAUACAAGACGUUGGAAAAGGCUUCAGAAUCACCGCCUGGGUCACCCGAAUCCAAUUACAGCAUCGAUACUGCUCCGAACCAUUAUAACUUCGCACUGGUACAAUACGGCAAGGCCAUCACGCGGUUACGGGAAUCCCUACAGAACAAUGAGACGCGAUCGCAACGGACCAUCCUGAUAUCUAUUGUUCUCUUCACCUGUUUCCAAUCUUUUACCGGGGACCAUAGGGCAGCCAUAUCUCAAAUACAGUCGGGACUUCGUCUCCUGGACGAGUGGCGGCAUGAGGCCAAGAAACCGCCGAGCAAACGUCGCGAGGACGUGGUGGAGGAUGAGCUCGUUCAGAUGUUCACCCGCCUUGCGAUUCAGGCCAAAUCUUACGACAUGGCCUUCCACUUUCCACCCCCCUAUGUCAUCCAACUCUCUCCCAAACCCAGAUCGUCUGCGGCCAAUUCGCCGUCCUCCCCAUCCGAUGCCGCUUCUACCACCUCUCUCGAAUCCCCCCCGAUACCAGAUUACUUCACAACCCCCAAGGAAGCCCGGUCAUCACUUGAUUCGUUAUGUGAGCGAAUCAUGCGCUUCAACGAGACGCUGUCUUCGUUUUACGCUGGUCCAAAUAACAUACUCCCCUCUUCCAUCAAGAGCUAUGGUCUCGGGUUCAGAACCCAGCUACAACAGUGGGGCGUGGCUUUCGACCAACUGCUGCAAGGCCGCCGCCGGCCCGGCAUCAGCAAUACCGAGCGCGCCGGCAUCGACGUCCUGAAGAUGAUACAUGCUAUGACAUCAAUCCUCUUCCUCAUGGGGUUCAGCACCUCGGAGAUGGAUUUUGACGGGUUCAUGCUCCAAUUCCGGGAGAUUGUCGAGCUCGCAAAAGAAGUCGUUGUCGAGGAAGAAUUGGCCCUCGCCCAGGCCAGAUGCGGCGAUUUGAAUAACUGCCGACAUAGAGAUCCUUCCCACGGAGCUAGCCAGAUGCACUUUCCGGGGAUGGCUACUACAUAUGGAUAUAGGGAGAGGGAUGCCUACUCCCACAUCAAAGCUUCGUUCGCCCUGGACCUCGGCAUCAUCCCGCCUCUCUUCGUCGCCGCAACCAAAUGUCGCGAUCGUAGACUACGUCGUGAUGCCAUUAGUCUUCUGAUAUCAACUCCACGACGUGAAGGAAUGUGGGAUAGUCUCCUCUGUGGGAGGGUCGCACAGUGGAUCAUGGAGGUCGAAGAAGAGGGUAUGAGCCGGUUUGAAAUCCGGGACCCCAUCUCUACGAGUGAAACAGUGGCCGAAGACAAGAGGGUCAUGGUCAAGGAGAUCUUGUUCGAUCUGCAGAAGAGGGAGGCGACGCUCCGAUGUGAGACUCGGGGAGCGAGGGAGAAUGAUGCAGAUCCUCGGGCGAGAGAGACGCACAUCUUCUGGUGA
Molecule: messenger RNA, 2025 nt
Organism: Amorphotheca resinae ATCC 22711
Lineage: Eukaryota; Fungi; Ascomycota; Leotiomycetes; Helotiales; Amorphothecaceae
Exons: 2
Coding region: 1-2025 (674 amino acids)
Biological process (GO): regulation of DNA-templated transcription
Molecular function (GO): DNA-binding transcription factor activity, RNA polymerase II-specific; zinc ion binding
Source: RefSeq, a predicted model, not a curated record